Messenger RNA from Penicillium chermesinum, 417 nucleotides. RefSeq lists its product as uncharacterized. NCBI's taxonomy places the organism in Eukaryota, Fungi, Ascomycota, Eurotiomycetes, Eurotiales, Aspergillaceae. The transcript has a single exon. The record is from RefSeq and is a predicted model, not a curated record. Bases 1 to 417 code for a protein of 138 amino acids.
AUGAAUACAUAUGCAGUGGCAGGCCUGACGCAAGCUCCAGCUACCUCCGAGUCGGAGGCUGCAGGUAAGAAUGCUCACGGCCCCCAUCUGGGCUACACCGGAGCGCACUCGGGCGCCCACUUUACGCAGGUGCUCAAGACGAUCAGAUUCACACGCCUUGAGAACUCGGUACAUGAUCCUCGCGACGCGGCACACGAAACUUCUCCCGCGGAGAAUCUCGGCCAAUCAGUGAAUCCCGAGCCUAAGGCCAGGAGAGGCCCGCGGAAAAAGCGCAAUUGUUCCACCGUCGAAAAGGAGAACCUACCCCGACUCCCAUUUCGCGGUCGACGUACCUGGUACCAGAGCCAGCAACUCCCUAGGGAUCACCCGAAUAAUUCUACAGAUCCACCCUCUGGUCUCCACUGCGUGGGCACUUGA